Messenger RNA from Musa acuminata subsp. malaccensis (wild Malaysian banana), 1090 nucleotides. Its product is annotated as large ribosomal subunit protein eL8y. Gene Ontology annotation, biological process: ribosome biogenesis; maturation of LSU-rRNA. Gene Ontology annotation, cellular component: cytosolic large ribosomal subunit. The record is from RefSeq and is a predicted model, not a curated record. NCBI's taxonomy places the organism in Eukaryota, Viridiplantae, Streptophyta, Magnoliopsida, Zingiberales, Musaceae. Gene Ontology annotation, molecular function: RNA binding.
ACGCCGCUUCGGUGUUUGCCCGCCGUCGUCCGAUUCCAAACCCUAAUUCGCGAGAGACGAGAUGGCCCCAAAAAGAGGUGGGAAGGCAGCCGUUCCGGCAAAGAAGAAACCGGAGAAGGUUGUGAACCCAUUGUUUGAGAAGCGCCCGAAGCAGUUUGGAAUCGGAGGGGCAUUGCCGCCGAAGAAGGAUCUGCAUCGGUUCGUGAAAUGGCCAAAGGUUGUCCGGAUUCAGAGGCAAAAGAGGAUAUUGAAGCAGCGGUUGAAGGUUCCCCCGGCGUUGAAUCAGUUCACUCGGACUUUGGACAAGAACCUUGCUACGAACCUCUUCAAGAUGCUUCUCAAGUACAGGCCUGAAGACCGAGCUGCAAAGAAGGAAAGGCUUCUGAAGAGGGCACAAGCUGAGGCUGAAGGGAAGACAGUUGAAGUGAAGAAGCCCAUUGUUGUCAAGUAUGGGCUCAAUCAUGUCACUUACCUUAUUGAGCAGAACAAGGCACAGUUGGUGGUGAUUGCUCAUGAUGUGGACCCAAUUGAGCUUGUGGUAUGGCUUCCUGCCUUGUGCAGGAAAAUGGAGAUUCCCUACUGUAUCGUCAAGGGAAAAGCCCGCUUGGGAGCGAUCGUACAUAAGAAAACCGCAUCAGUCCUGUGUCUGACCACUGUGAAGAAUGAGGACAAACUGGAAUUUAGCAAGAUUCUGGAGGCCAUUAAGGCUAACUUCAAUGACAAGUUUGACGAGAUUAGAAGGAAGUGGGGUGGUGGAAUUAUGGGUUCCAAGUCUCAGGCAAAAGCCAAAGCUAGGGAGAAAUUGCUGGCCAAGGAAGCUGCCCAGAGGAUGAGCUAGGUCUUCUUAUCUUUCAUGGCGGUCCGCUACCGGAGUUGGCACCUUGUACGAUGCUUGCAUAAAUUCCGUUGCCGGAGUUGCUGGAGGUUUUCUGAGAUUUUCCGAUGAUGGAUAGUGUUUUUGUUUAUUUGAAGCUUUAUUCAACUCACAUUAAACCCUUUUUGCUUACCCAAAAUUCUUUGCAACUAUCAGACUCGUACUACUACUGUUUCCUGCGCACUUUCUGAUAUGAAGUUCUACAAGUUAUAUAAA